Molecule: messenger RNA, 1752 nt
Organism: Pseudomassariella vexata
Lineage: Eukaryota; Fungi; Ascomycota; Sordariomycetes; Amphisphaeriales; Pseudomassariaceae
Exons: 3
Coding region: 1-1752 (583 amino acids)
Source: RefSeq, a predicted model, not a curated record
AUGGCGGAACUUGCCCUCGCCAUCGCGCCUUUGUGCCUAAGUGCCAUCAAGGGGAUUGAUGUUGCCAGAAAAAAGCUGAAAAUCCUCCGAAACCGGGACAAGGAGGUCAAGCGCCUCCGAAAGAAGUUUAAACUCCAAACUGAAGUCUUUCUGGACGAGUGCCAGCUCUUGCUUCAAGAGUUCUUGGACCCAGAAGAGGCUGAAUCUCUGGUCGGGAGCGCUACUCACUCAGGUUGGCAUUCACCGCAACUGGACGAACAGAUCAAGAUUUACCUGGGAAGGAAAUAUGGAAGCUUCCAGGAAACCAUAUCGGAUAUCCGCGAUCAUAUCGCUUGUUUGAGUGACUCGCUCAAUACCACAGAAGGGCAUGGUGGACAAGAAGUGAAAUUGAAAACGUCUGAACGCACGAAGGAGGCCAUCGAUGUCAUGCUGAACAAGUCAAAGUACGAUGCAUCGAUAGAGGGCUUCAAGGAGGCCAACCAAGACCUGAAGAGACUGCGGAAAACUGCAGCCAAUUUGAAAAAAUGCCAACUCAAGGCCUGCACGAAGCGGUCGAGACCUCUCCCAUCGUCUUACCACAAGGUUACCCAGCAUUCCAAGUCCUUUUACGACGCACUGAGGACAUUUUGGUCCUGUUUGCAAUCUCAACAUACGAGUCACGAUGUACGUCUGUUGCUAGACUCGAGGCAUGAUGGAAGUCUUCGAGUCAUAGUACGCUAUCGUACGCAGACAGUUUACGAAGCUCGAGAUGGCUUGUUAGAUCUUCUGGUCCAGUCUCAAACACUGCGUUUGGUCCACAUCAGCAUGCCCGCUGCCCCUGGGAACCCUGCUCUGGGUGCUCAAAUCGAAGAAGAGAGACCAGCUAAAACCAGGAGAGUCAGAUUCUCAGACGACUGCGCUGCCAGCGUAACAACGGCCAAAUCUGAACCGAACACGACAACAUCAUGCUCGUCAAACCAAGCCCAACUGAAUAGCAACACCGCCACAUCUUUAAACCUGUGCUCGUCGGGGGACCUGUGUACGCAACUAUGCUCUCAAGCACAUUCCACCGCCUGCGGCGGCUAUCUCGACACCGCAGACAACCUCAGGCACCACCUGUACCCCGUGUGCGAUCCGAAGGAAUGCUUCAACUCGAGAAGCUUAGGAGAACCCGCCCCGCUGAACCACAUUUUCCGCUUUCCAGUCGAAAAGUCCAUCUCGGUCUCCCAACAAGUCAAACUCGCUCUCCAACUGGUCAAAGGCGUCCUGCAAUUCCACUCCACCCCCUGGCUGCAACCAUACUGGCGUCUGCAGGAUCUAUCCUACUUCCAAGCCACUGAUGGGCUAGCCGCGUCCAUGAGUACACUACACAUCAGCGCUGAGCUCACAGAAAAGCACAAGCAAGCAUGUGAUGCGGUGAUGGCCGAUGCAAACGGCAGCGGUAUGCUAGAUGCCCAGCUCGCAUACGGGAUUCGCAAUCUCACUAUGCACAGUCUCGGCGUGGCCCUGUUGCAGAUCGGACAAUGGGAUCCGCUGAGACCUGACGACAUUGUCGAAUUGCGAAGGGUUGCCGAUCUAGCGGAGCGAGACUCACGCCUGGGGCCGAGAUAUCAGAAAAUUACGCAACAGUGUUUGGAAUGCGAUUUUGGGCAUGGCAAGGAUUUGACACAGAUUGAGUUGCAGAAUGCGAUAUACAGGGACGUGGUGUGUGAGCUAGAGGGAUUGGUAUAUACACUGGAAGGAAAGCUGCCGGUUGCUGAUGGAUGGUCCUGA